This is a messenger RNA of Eupeodes corollae, 6479 nucleotides long. It is a transcript of the gene Hmt4-20, whose product is annotated as histone-lysine N-methyltransferase Suv4-20. The coding region runs from base 913 to 4476 and encodes 1187 amino acids. Lineage: Eukaryota; Metazoa; Arthropoda; Insecta; Diptera; Syrphidae. The record is from RefSeq and is a predicted model, not a curated record. Gene Ontology annotation, molecular function: histone H4K20 methyltransferase activity; protein binding. The transcript has 3 exons. Gene Ontology annotation, cellular component: nucleus.
UAAUAUUCUCAACAACUCAAUAAUUUUCUGGCAGUGUUUUUGAUUAUCGUUGAUCAUAAAAACUAGAUUUUAUAAUUAUAAAUAAAAGUUAUAAUCAUUUAAGUUCAUCAACAAGCAAUAUUAAAUAACAUAUAACAUGAAUAUAUAAUACAAAUUUCAUAUCAUUUCGCUACGAAUUUUCGCUUUCGCAUGAAAAACCAUCAAGUCGCCGUAGCGAAAAAAAUUAUAAGGACGCCAUAUUGGUUAAAAAAAAUGCUUUAAUUAUCAUCGUACUAUAGUCGACCCUUUCCAACAAAUGUAAAAAACUUUUGAGUCAGUGUGUGUAGUGUGUAGGGAAUAGGGAGACAGAAAAGUUUCUUCCAAUUCAUGCUAUAUUAAAAAUGCAAGUGACAAAAAGAGAUGAAAUUAUUAUGUCAAAUUUGCUGUGGUGAAAUACAAAUAGUUGUCGCAUAAAAGAGGCACCAAAAAUACAAAUUAAAUUUCGAAAACGAAAAGAGCAACGGCAAUAUUAACAAUGUGCCUCCUUCGGACUCGUUCACACUUGUUCUUUUUCUAACGCACGGUUACUGUCCGACUGAAGACGAAGAAGUCGCCGUAUAGUUCUUCACUCUCUUCGCUUCGUCGCCGUUGUCGAUGGAAGAAGUAGCAGCAGCAGCACCAGCCAGCAGCUACAGCAGAGAAUAGGAAACGAAAACGAAAAAAAGGAAUAAUUUAAUUUGGAUUUGGAUGAAGAAUAUCAAAUCAAGUUUUCUGGACGGUGGUAGAGCAUAAUUUGUACGUUUUAUUCGCAUCGCAAUCAAAGUCGGAAUUACGCGUUUGCAAAGUUUAAACAUCACGCUUUACUGAAAUUAUUCUAAAUUAUGGUUAGAACAUUGUGCAGAAAGAUUACUGAAAAGUAACUGCAAAGCAGAAAUGGUUGUUGGUUCAAAUAGCCAUCGUCGAGGUGAAACUGGCAACAGAUACACUAAUUACUCUUCAAGAUCACACCACUUUUCGAUGCCAUCUUCUGGCAGUAGUGGUGGCGGCAGCAGUGGCAGCACUGCAAAUUUGAAUGGCGGUCACGCAAGCCACAAUGGACACGGCACAUUCGGUCAUAAUUUGACAAACAACAAUAAUGGAUAUCAACUUGCCUUGUGCAAUGGUAUAAGUACAUCAUAUGCCAAUUACCGUCUGCACCAAUCAACUGGCAUGACACCCAAAGAACUAUCUGAAAAUGAUGAUCUAGCAACAUCUUUGGUUCUAGAUCCACAUCUUGGCUUUCAAACGCACAAAAUGAACAUUCGAUACCGUCCAUUGAAAGUCGAUAGCGAUGAAUUGAAAUCAAUUGUUGCCGAAUUUAUAACAACACAGAAUUAUGAGGUGGCUGUUAAGAGAAUAUUCAACGGUCAGUGGAUUCCAAGAUGUGUGAAGAAUAAAAACAAAGUCUCCAUCAAGAGGUUGCACGAUCACAUCAUUCGAUAUUUGCGUGUUUUCGACAAAGACAGCGGAUUCGUAAUUGAACCCUGCUAUCGUUACUCCCUCGAAGGCCAAAAAGGAGCAAAAAUAUGCUCAACCAAACGUUGGUACAAAAACGACAAAAUCGAAUGCCUUGUCGGAUGCAUAGCUGAGCUGUCGGAGGCCGAAGAAGCAGCUCUUUUGCACUCUGGAAAAAAUGAUUUCUCUGUGAUGUAUAGUUGCCGAAAGAACUGUGCCCAGCUUUGGCUCGGCCCCGCCGCCUACAUAAACCAUGAUUGUCGGGCAAAUUGUAAAUUCGUAGCUACCGGCAGGGACACAGCGUGCGUAAAAGUUCUGCGUGACAUUGAAGUUGGCGAGGAAAUCACUUGUUUCUAUGGUGAGGAUUUCUUUGGCGACGAGAACUGUUAUUGCGAGUGUGAGACUUGUGAACGUCGUGGCACUGGAGCCUUUGCCAAAACAAAAGGCGCUCAUGCGGACGGCGAGGGAAAUGCCAACGCAAACAAUCCCCAAGAAGCUGGCGGAUAUCGAUUGCGUGAGACUGACAAUCGCAUUAAUCGGAUAAAAAGCCGAGCGAAUUCCACCACAAACACUGAUACAAAUAGUUGUUUAAAUUUAGUAGAUAAUAACUCGAAUAGCACUGCAGCGAAGAAGGGCGAGCAAAGUGAUAGUAGUGGCAGUGAUGGAAAGAGUAACACCGUUGUGAUAGCAGCACCAUUGACUAUGAAAGAACUGCGCCAGAAAGGUAUGACCAAAUAUGACGCCGAAAUGAUCAUGGCCAAUGGGUAUCAUCAGAAGAUAAAUGGCGUUAAUGGCGGCGCGUCUCUGGUACCCGAGAAGCAGCAAAACGGGCGAACGGAGACCACCUGUCAUGCUAGGGAGUCGCUGAGAAAAUCCGCUCGUGUCAAUAGCACUAGCAGUAGUGUGAGUUCAGUUUCGACUGACACCGACAAUGCAACACUAGCCGUGCCAGUGUCAAGUACUACGAAGUGCAUCCAAACACGACGCACACUGCGCCGUCAAAAUGGAACAACCCAAGCUGCCGCCAACUCCAACGCUAACGCCAAUGCUUCAGCCACUCAAAGUCAUCGAUUUGCUUUACGUAGCUCACGAAAUCUUAGGAACUCGCCAACAGAAGUUAUGCACGUUGACAUGGAUGAGGACCAGGAAGAAAGUGGGCAUCGUAUAGCCAGCGAUGCGAUGCAUAAAACCAUAGUAUUCAAUGAGAACCACGAAAGUGCAGCCGACGAGAAUAGUUUAAAGGCGGUUAGGUAUUGUAAGUCACCUGAGGUGGGGCCGCCUAACCUACCACCGCCGAAAGUUGAGUCAAAUGGCAUUCCGAGUAGUGGAUCAAAUGGUCGUGUCCUGCGGAAUCAUUGCCGAAAAUUAAAGCCACAAAAUGUUGAUUCCAGCAGCGAUAGCCCCAAUAGCACUAUCCCCGUUUUAGUCCAUGAUAAACCGCCGAAAGUAGAAGCGACACAUAGUAAACAUCAACAGCAACAACAACAACCACAAACUGCCGUAGUAGAAAAAUUGCAUAAUCUUAACAGUAAUACAAUAAGUAGUAAUAAGUUAUUAUUAACAUUACCACCACCAACUAUAACAACAACAACAACAAUAACUACAACACAACAAAUAACAUUACAACCGCUACUAUCAAAUAGUAGCUGUAGUAACAGUAACAGUAACAUUAAUAGUAACAAUAACAAUAAAAAUACAUUCGAAGAAACUGCUGAGAUGUCUGCGACGCCUCCGAAGAAACAGCUAAACAUUAGCAGUGAUACAAACAGCAGUAGCGGAGGCAUCGAAGACACCAACAGCAGUAACAAGUGUAAUAGUAGCAGUAGUAGCACUGGUAGUAAUUUAAGUACGUUAAGUAAUUGUAGUAGUAGCGCCGAAAGCCAUUCUAGUAAUUCCACCAAUCCGGGGCUGUCUGCGUCGUCGCAGGGCUAUAGAAAAAAUUUAACUGCGUCAUUCGAAUCAAUGCAACAAUAUCAGCAGCAAAUGUCGAACGCUCCCGCCGCCGCCGACACCGCCGUGACUGAUAAUCCAACCAAUGGCGAAUCAAACCAGAGAUUGCGUCGAAAUGGGCGCACCUGUGCCCACAGCAUUCUCAACAACAACGUAGAGAAAGGUCGUAAUGAUAAAGUAGAAUUGCGCAAGCGGAAGCAUUCAAAAAGCAUCAGUGAGUCCGACCAGAGUAAUUCUUCGGCGAGCGAGUGUCGAGCCAUAACGCAACAUCCAACACCGCAGCCAAUAAUCGUCGAAGGAUCGGAGCCUUUGUUGAAGACUCCUGAGAGGCGGCUAAAACUGACAUUGCGCAUGAAACGCAGUCCGAUUCUAGACGAAGUCAUCGAAUCGGGAACAAGCCUAUCGGAUGAGAGUAGUAUGAACGGAAGUUCAGAGCCGGUAGAAUAUGAGAUUCUGCGCAUGGAAGGCAUUUCAGAGAAUGGCACCGAUUAUGAGGUGUCGUCAACCCCACAGAAACGCAAAAAACGACACAAAUCAAAAGACCACCGACGAAGAGAACACAAAAAGAUGAUGGCUGCUGCGGCAGCAUCAAGCGCUUCUCUAUCAAAGACACCUCUCUACCCAAGUCCGCCUACGAAUCACAUGACACCACAAAAGAAACGUCUGCGUUUGAUCUUUGGCAAUGAAAUCAAAACUAUCGACAUUCCUCCAUCGAAUGGAAAUGUAACAUCUUCGUCAUCUUCCAGCGGUGAUAUAACACUAUCUUCGCCAACGUCAUCGGUAAUGAGUGAAGAUAUAAGUUCCCCAAUUCCAACUCCAAUCCCAACCCCAUUGACAUCAACAGCCACACCCUCAAUGACGCCAAUGUUUUCGGCCACUCAAACUACAUCGUUUCUUUCCAACGCCAUGGCAACAACUCAUACAUUCGGGUCGUGUGCUCUGGCCGCACCGUUUGUUCGUUCGCCAGUGAUUAUUGCGAAUUCAAACUUGAUGUCCUCAGUCAAGGCAUCAGCGACAAAUCCAAAUAGUAGCGUUGAUCUGGUAUUGAAUUGAUGGCGGGAUAUGUUGUUUAACUGCAGACAAAUGCAUUCAAACGAAGGGCGGCGACUAAGACGAUGAAGACGCGUGUAGCUUUGACUUUGACAAAAAGUCGAGUUCGAAUUAAAGUUAAAGUUUUUGGGAGAAAGGAAAUUACGAUAAAGAAAAAGGCACAUGCGUGAAAUCGAAAUAAAAUAAAGGCAUUAAACUACUGCAAGUGCUUCUACUGCUGUUGCGAGGGGUAGUGUGCAUUUUUGUUUGUUAGAAUUUUGUUUAAAAAAAAAAUAUUUUGAGGGUGGCUGUAUUGGAGCCAAACGAAAAUGCUUUUGGCAUUCAAUUUUCUUAGAAAAAAAAAAGAAAAUUAUGAAAGCACAGUGAUUAAAAUAAUGGUCGGUUAUAGAUGAGAGUUGUCGGAGUAAAAUUUCCCAAACCAUUUUUUCCAUCUUCAGAAAUUGGGAACUUUACUAAUGUUGAAAUAAUGCCUCGAUAUUUAUUCGUAUCGGGGAUCGGCUUUCAUGCCAAUUUGUUAGCAUUGACAUAGAAAGGAAGACGUUGUGAGGGUUUCAAAUUUCGAGGGAAAUUUUAUUCCCCAUAGCCGAUAAUGUAAUGCUAACGGACUUUAAAUCAUAUUGCCGAGGCACAUAUCGCAGGCAACAAUCGUGAACUCGAUAAUUUACUGAGCAUAUUAUAACGAGUUUAAUUGUAGUAGAAAGCUUCUAAGAAUCUCAAACACCACUAUCGCCAAAUAUAUUCGUUAUGCAAAAUUUCCACGAGAAAUGGUGACACUUUCUUUGAGAUUCGUAAAUGUUAUCGAUUACGAACGUAUUAAUCCAGCCAUUGAAAAAGCAAAAAACGUAUUUUUCCUCAGAGUAUUGUGUUUUUCGAAAAAUGUGUCUUAGUCUCACAACACACAACUUUAACGAACUCUUGUCGAAAACUUUUCUAAAUCCUUUGGAUUAAAAAAAAAACGGAAAAAAGCGCUUCUCGGAAUUUCAUUGGAUUUCUACCGCAAACCGUUGCUAAUGGGUUUCCAAACUGACGUGUGUUCAAUGCAACUCUUAAGAGUUUAAAUUUAUGAACUUUUUUAUGUCUAUUUUUGUACUUAAGUAUCAACUUAUGAUUUCAAAUAACUAUCACUAAGUAUCACGUAUAAGGAUACAUUAUUCCUCAGUUCUCCGAUACAGUAGAAACUCACUAUUUGAUAGGUUGAUUAGCUUUUUCUUUGAAAACAACAAACCUAUUAUUAAAGUUUUAGAACUAAAAGACUUCUAUCGCUAAAAUAAACUUAAAACGCAGGACGUUUACCAAUCAGUCAAAAACGAAUGGUGGGUUAUUAUUUGGAACAAUGUAGAACUUUGACUUACACAUUUUGCUUUUGUGUUCUUCUAAUAAAAGCUCCAAGUGAAAGCAUAAAAAUAUUAAUGCCAAAAACAUUGAAACAAAAAAAAACUCAAAAGAUCUCCGUCUAAAAAUCCAAAAACAUGGAUUUUUAACCCACUUGAGCAGCAUUUACUCGUAACUAGGAUUAAAAAUAUAAAACAAUAAGAAAACAUAGGUUUUUGUUCAUUUUACGUUUGAUUCAAAGUAUUGAAUUUUACUAUUGUUUGAAUUUUGUUUUUAAAUUACAGUUUGAACUUUUUUUAUAAAUCCAUCUACAUAAUUAAAAUGCACACAAUCCCAAUCCAUUGUUACUGUUUUUAAAAAAAAAUGUUACACAAUUAUUGUUCUAUUUUUAUUUUAAAAUCAAAAUUUCUAAUUAUUAUAUUGUAUAUAUUAUUGCAUACAUAUAAAUUCAAAAACAAACAAAAAACAAAUAUUUUUACACUCAAAUAUUAUUAUCAUUUACUUUUUCUUUUUUUUCUCUAUGCAUUGCAGAUGGAAGAUUUAAGCAAAAAAUUAAAAGAACUCUAGGAAAAAUGAAAAAAUUGAGAAUGGAAUUAUAUAAAAUCCAAUUACAUACAUUGUACAGUUAAUAUUAAUAUAGUUAAAAAAUAUAUAUAUCUUUAAGACAAACAUAA